Messenger RNA from Penicillium verhagenii, 1650 nucleotides. RefSeq lists its product as uncharacterized. The transcript is spliced from 2 exons. The coding region runs from base 1 to 1650 and encodes 549 amino acids. Gene Ontology annotation, molecular function: heme binding; oxidoreductase activity, acting on paired donors, with incorporation or reduction of molecular oxygen; iron ion binding. NCBI's taxonomy places the organism in Eukaryota, Fungi, Ascomycota, Eurotiomycetes, Eurotiales, Aspergillaceae. The record is from RefSeq and is a predicted model, not a curated record.
AUGUCCAGCUUGGACUGGUCAAUGUGUUUAGCGGUGUUGAUCUUUACGUGUAUCGCGACCCGUGUGAUUACUGGUCUGCAAAGCAGCCAACGGAAAUCCGACCCGACAGAGGUGCGACCGACGCGGUUAGCCCCCUACUGGUUCCCUUGGUUUGGGCAUGGCCCAUCUUUCCUGUGGGAUCACGUCGGUCUGAUCGAGUCAAUAAGGGAUUCGUUCGGUGAGCCUGUGUUUGGCGUCUACCUGCAAGGCGAGACCCACGAUACUGUGGUGUCACCAUCAAUGAUCAAAACUGUUUUGUCGCAAAAGGAAUCUGGUAUGAUGGUGCUUGAUCAAGCUCUGCGAAACGUCUUUGGUGACCAAAGCCUGGUGCGUAGUUUGCGUUCAAAUCGCAACGAGGAGAUCAGUGACGAUGUCUCGGCGAUUAUCAACCAAGGCCAGUUCAUUAGUGCGACAUCAGCGGCCAUCACCCGCUUGCUACAGCGCAAUGUUCCCAAUUUGGUGACCUUCUCCCGAAGCCUCGUGGAUCAGGUCGCUUGGGAGCGAGACAGCUCUGUCACUCUACUAGAGCAGGAUGCGACAAUCUGCGAGGUAGACCUAUUUGCCCUCGUAAGAGAUUUUGUGGGCCACAAUAUCACUACGCACUUGCUAGGGGAGGCCUUCGUCGAAUCUUUUCCCGGUGUACUUCAGCAAUUUUGGACACUGGAUGCCAAUUUUGUCUCGCUGUUUGCGGGAUUCAAACGGUGGGCCCCAUCGCCUGGUGUAUCUUCGGGCCAUGCUGCGCGAGAUCGCCUCCUGCAUAUUAUGUCAGUCUUUAGCCGUGCCUUUGCCGCCUGGGAUGACGGGAUUGAUCCGGGUAUUGAGCUACGAGAUCUUGAUGACGUGUCAGACCUAUUCAAGCAGCGAAUGCGAACCUUCAAGAAAUUGGGCUUGUCGCCAAGAGCCAGUGCGGCGGGGACUCUAUCGCUUCACUGGGAUCUUAUGGAAUACAUAGUUAAAAUGACAUUCUGGAAUCUGGUGCAUAUUUUCGCCGAUGAGGAACUGCUCAAAGAUAUCCAGAAGGAAAUGGCCCCAGCCGUCAAUUCCACUCGGCCUAGUCGCCAGGAGACCGGAUUCCCAUUCGAUGAACCUCCCAAACUCGAUCUUGACAUUGAAAAGAUGCUACAAACAUGCCACCUUUUGAAGGCCUGCCACUACGAAACGAUCCGUCUCCACUCUGCCGGCAUCUCCCUUCGGAGGCUAGACUCCGACUUGACACUUACCGAAUCCGCGGGCGAAGCCUUGGAACCUCGCACAUACAAGAUCUGCAAGGGCGUGAAAGUACUCAUGCCCCAUGGCGUCUAUCAGAACGACCCAACACGCUUUUCAAAUCCAGACCAGUAUGAUCCACUUCGGUAUAUCGUUACGAAUCAUACAUCUGGUAAAAAGGAGGCCAACUUGGAUAUUCUUGGGCCGUUCGCGGAUGGACUAUAUGCGUCAAAGAACAAUGCUUUUACCGAGCGAGCGAUUUUGGCUUUUACAGCUUCAAUCGUUUCCAUGUGGGUCAUUUCUUCAGCAGAUGGCAAGGGCCUUAUUGUGCCUGCCCACAUCAAAACCUGGGGCGCCUUCCUGCCUGCCAAGGACGUCAAGGUGCAUAUCAAGGCGAGGGUUUAA